Messenger RNA from Blepharisma stoltei, 2986 nucleotides. Lineage: Eukaryota; Ciliophora; Heterotrichea; Heterotrichida; Blepharismidae. The record is from the annotation of a GenBank genome assembly.
AUGACUAAAAUAGGCAUUGGAAGAACCACAACUCAAGAGGGUUAUCCUUUAUCAGCAACUGACAUGCCAUUAAAAGACGAAUUGCUUACCUCCUCUAAGUUAGUGAGUAAUAGCAUUAGAAAAUCUCAAUUAGCAUCUUUAGCUAGUUUUUCAUUUUAACAUAUUUUUUUGAUGCAACACAAAUUAUAAUUAAUAACUAUCAUAAUAAUAAAAUUUUAAGCAAAUUAUAUUAAUUUAGACAAAUAUGCUCUCAAAUAUUCGGAAAAUUUGUAUUUUUUCAAACACUAAAAUAAAUUUUUAUAUUAUAAUAAUAAUCUCUAGCCAAAGAGGGUUAGCCAAAUUACGAUAGGCCGUUUCUUGAAAUUUUCAAAUGACUCAAUUGAAAUGACACAAAUAAAAAAUGGCGACAUCUCCUAUCCGUCCUCUCCCGGACCUGCUUCGAGUUUGGGGGCCUUGCUACGUCCUGAAGCCAAACCGAGCAGGAAACGGAGUCUACGGGUACUGGGCAUUUUCGGUUGGGUUUUGCCUCCCUUGUCCGGUAAUGAAGAUCUUGUGUCUUCCCAAUGGACAAGAGAGAAAAAGUUUUUUAUUCCUAGAGACCACUAGUGCCGACGACGAAGGCAUGGCUGGUGCCGAUACUAGCUAUACCAAGCUGUAAUAGUCACUUAAGCAGCAGCCGUCAAGUCCCAAACCUACAUACUCCAAGGCUCCGAGACAGUAUUAAGAACUAGGCCGAAAGCUGGAGGAGAGCUAUCUCUGAUGGAAAUGCUGACAUACCCAGGGAGGUAGCUAGCAGCUAAACGAGUCUUCUAAGAAGAUUCGACUCGGAUAAGACGUAAAAGGAGAAAGAGCCCUAAUCUUUAGUUAAUGUUAAUAUAAUGAUUCAAUAGAAAUGAUGUACCAAAAUCUUAUAGUGAACUGAAAUCGGUACCCUGAAAAAAUUACAAAAUCAUUUAAGCAAGAUUUAAGACUGUACUUAUAUAGUUAUUAUCUACUUUCCAUUGUUUACUUAAUAUUAUACAUUGUCGCAACCUCUGAUCAUGAUAGUGGAAAUAUAAGUGCUUGCACAAUUGGACUGAUGGCAGGACAUAUGCUCUUCAGCACGAUUAUGUAUUUUCUUAGCUUUUAUACAGAUUUAUUUAGAUCGUUAAGAGCUUCAGCUUUAAUUCUCACAUACUUGAUCAUAGCUGCAAUUUUAAUAAUCAACAACCAACCUAUUCAAGAACUAAUUUUUGAUGAAAAAAUGGAUCACUAUAUGUCAUGCAUGCUUGGCCUUCUGAUUCUUCUGUCUGUCUCGAGUUCAAUUAUCCAUACAAAUUUAUCCUGAUUUUUUAUCAUAAACUCGCUGAUUGCUAUUUUCUAUUUGAUUAUACACCUCUGUUCAGACCAAAGCAUAUCAACAACUUUUUUUGAAUUUUCAAUUUAUAUUUCAAGGGUUUUUAUUGAGUCUAAAAAAUUUUACCUGCACGAAAUAAUCUCUCGUGAAAAAUUUUUAGCUUUCAAAAGAAAUGGAGAAGACCACAUUUCUUCUAGCGAGCCGCAAACAGAAAUAGAAGAAAUUAUGGGGUACCUCAAAGAGUCAAUUGAGUGCACAAAGCUGCUGUCACAAUCUGUGAUACCAACGAGAAGUAAAAUAGGAAGAGUACAAGAAUUAUUAAAUAAAGUCAUAGAUAUCAUAAGAUCCAAAAGCAAUAUUUAUAAAGUCAGCAUUGAUGCUAUCACCAAAAAUCUAGAUGAAGAUGAUAGAGUUUUUAUAAAGGAAACAACCAACGAUUCUCAGCCGAUAGCGAAGCUUAGAAGUAAAAUCAAGAUAAGGAAAACUGACGAGAUCAUAACAAUCCAUAAAGCAUAUAACACAGAUGAGCUUAUUGGCGUUCUAAAACAAAUUGGAAAAAACUGGAAUUUUGACAUGUUUUUCGUGAGAGAAUGCACACAGAAUCAGCCUUUAUCAACAAUGGGGAGGUAUUGCAUAAAAAAAUACACCCUCGACGAAACGCUGAACAUAAAUGAUGAAGUUUUUAUGAACUACUUUUAUGAGCUGGAAAUGAGGUAUAAAGACAACCCCUAUCAUAACUCGACACAUGCAGCUGAUGUGCUAGCGUCAGCUAUGUUUAUGAUUAACCGCUCAUUGUUAGCUGACUUGCUCUCUGAUUUUGACUUGCUUGCUACUAUUAUUGCAUCUUUGGGACACGAUGUUGCCCAUCCUGGCUUUACCAAUAGGUUUCUUAUUAACAACAAAGAUAUUUUAGCAAUAAAUUGUAAUUUCUAAGCAGACAAUGAUUACUCAGUCCUUGAAAUGAUGCACUGCUCAACCACUUUUCAAAUAAUGCAAGAAGACCACUCCAAUAUUUUAGUGUCUUUGGAUUUCGACCAUUAUUUAGCUGUGAGGAAGUUGAUCAUUGAGAUGAUCCUUUCUACUGAUAUGAGCAAGCAUUGGGACUUUUUGGCACAAUUUAAAGCAAAAACACUAACUGGACCAAAAAAUAUCGAUAAACUUGAGCAGAGGGUCGACGUGCUGAAAUUGGUAAUAAAAUCAGCUGACGUAGGCCACGCUGCAAAAACAAGGGACUUGCACUUAAAAUGGAGUAGGCUUGUAUGUGAAGAGUUUUUUGCACAGGGUGAUAUCGAAAAAUCUAAAAAUCAGCAGGUUUCGAUGUACUGCGACAGGGAAACUACAGAUAUUCCUAAAUCACAAGCAGGGUUUAUUAGAAACAUUGUACUACCUCUCUAUGAAGUUUUAGCUGGAUAUUUUGCAAGUCCUUAUAUUGACGAAAGCUGCUUAGAACAGGUUAAAGUGAAUCUUCUUACUUGGGAAUAUGAAAUGGGCAGAAACCGUGUAAAAACUCUGACGCAGCCUGGGGAAUCCAUAGGAGACACUGACAAUAUGGCUGCAGAGACACCCAGGUACAGAAGGGUGGGAACACAAAUCAUGAAAAUUGAUCCUGAUACUAUUUCUUGGCUUCAGAAAAAAUACCAAGCUAGUUAG